CACCCGCCCACACGGGCGAUACAUACUUUAUAUAUACCGUAUCAUAUAUCACACGACUAAGUGGAGAGCUUACGCAGGCCCGCUCGAGCGUCCUAAAAAUUUCUACUCAUGCACCUACAACGAGCAUACGAGUACACUCGAGGCGAAUAUCAAGUUCGAGAGCUUUUUUUCUGAUUUUUCUUUUUUUUUUCUUUUAAAUUUUUUCGUAUCCAUUUGUCGGAGCGGAAACUCAUAACUGUCGAGUGACAAGUGCACGAGCGGCGCGCACGUUGAGGCCGCGGUGUCGUUGUAACGCGCGUGCACGGCACGCAAUAAUCGAAAAAGCAAAAGUGUGCGAGCCUCGUGUGCCGAGUGCGGUGUGCAGUGCUGCGUGCGGACUCUCGCGUGUGCGCCUUCAUACAGAGAGCUCCUUUGUACGUGUCGUCCGUCAAGAGAGAGAGAGAGAGCGAGAGCGAGAGAGCAUCGCUCGUGGAAAAUUGUAUAUCAUGAAAUUGUGCGAGAGCCGCGCACCGCUACUGCCUAUUGGCUCCUACUACUCGCCACACACUUUAUACGUGCCGUAUAAUAAAGGGUAGUGCAGCCCGAAGGUGCAGCAGUAGAGUAGCAGUACGGGCUCGUUUGUUUACAAACGGACACGCGGACGCUGGCCGAGCUGGCCGGACUGCAGAAGCCUGCGGAGUGACAUACACAUUGCAUAUAGAGCAUUGCAGCAGCAGCAGCAGCAGCAGCAGCAGCUAUAGAUGCAGCGUUAUUAGAGUGCACGGCUAGAGGCUGCGCUGCGUCGAUGACCCGUCGUGGCGCGAGAACAAGAGGAAAAAACACUGUGCUCUUGGUGAUUCGUGUCGUGUGCGUUUCCGUUGUUUUUGUUUUUCUCUCGUUCUCUCGUCUGCUCUGCCAUCCUGGACAAGCGUAAGUGCGGGAGUCAUGCCGAUUAGGCUGCCGGAGCAGCAUCCACAUCAUCCUCGUCGGCAAGAUCAGCAUAAACACGAUGAACGAAAAAGACCCACAUCAUCAACAUCGUCAUUAUCAUCAUCGAGCAGACAUCCCGCAGACGACAGCUCUACCCUAGCCCUUGCACUUGCCCUAUUUAGAGGCACCAGCACCGGAGAUGCCUUCGUCGUUACGGGGCGGUGGAAAAAGCGGCAACAACAAACAUGGGGAACAACAAAAAAGCAAAAAAGGUGGAAGUGGCGGCGGCAGCGGCAACAACGACUCGCUGCCGCCGUUGCGGCCGUUCACACCGUCGGAUCUGUCCUCGAUACCGCACAUGGACGAGGCCACGCUACAGCCACUGGGCGAACGAGGCGGCCCGUCUGCCCUGCGAGAAGACGGCGGCGGCGGCGGUGGUGGUGGUGGCGCUGGCACAGGUGAUACGGCCCAGGACGGCGGCCCUUACAUCCUCGGUAGUCCCAUCGAUCUCGGGGCCAUCGACAACGUCGACAGCAUAAAUCUGAGGCUCGGCUCGGCUCGUCAGCAGCACAUCGAACUGCAGGAAACCGCCAGAUCGCCGAGGACCAGAUUUUCCGGAACCGGACGAGCGACGCGAAAUGCGGCUGGCGACAACGGCAGCACGGGCUCGCAAGCCGGUUCGGCCGAGGGUUCGGGCGGUGCCGGUGGCGGCGGCGGAGGUGGCGACCAGGACGAGCGCGUGGUCUUCGUCAAUGCCCCGACCCAGCCGGCCACCUAUCGCAACAAUCACAUAUCGACGGCCAAGUACUCACUGCUCACCUUCAUACCGUCCUUUCUGUUCGAGCAGUUUCGUCGCUACAGUAAUUGUUUCUUCCUCUUCAUUGCUCUGAUGCAGCAAAUACCUGACGUUUCUCCAACUGGUCGAUUCACAACACUCGUUCCGCUCAUAUUCAUCCUCAGUGUGUCAGCUAUCAAAGAAUUCAUCGAAGACUUUAAGCGACAUCGAGCCGACGACGAGAUCAACAUGCGCGAGGUGGAGGUGCUGCGCGACGGCGCCUGGCAAUGGAUCAAGUGGAAGAACGUGGCUGUCGGCGACGUCGUCAAGGUGCACAACAACACGUUCUUCCCGGCCGAUCUCAUCCUCCUCUCGUCGUCCGAGCCCAACUCCAUGUCGUUCAUCGAGACGGCCAAUCUCGACGGCGAGACGAAUCUGAAGAUACGCCAGGCGCAUCCGGAGACGACGAGCCUGCUCGACACCUCGGAGCUCAUGAGCUUCCGCGCCAACAUACAGUGCGAGGCGCCGAAUCGACACCUCUACGAGUUCAAUGGCAUACUGCGCGAGACCAACAAACCGAGCGUAGCGUUGGGUCCGGAUCAGCUGUUGCUCCGCGGAGCCAUGUUGCGCAACACCCGAUGGGUAUUUGGCGUGGUGAUCUACACGGGCCACGACACGAAACUCAUGCAGAAUAACACAACUGGCGCACCCCUGAAACGCUCGACCCUCGAUCGUCUGAUCAAUACUCAAAUUCUCAUGUUGUUUUUCAUUCUCAUGCUGCUCUGUCUUUUGUCAGCUAUUCUCAAUAUUGUUUGGAUCAAUGACCACAAAGGACUCUGGUAUCUUGGCGUGUAUGAGGCAAAAACGAAAAACUUCGCCUUCAAUCUCCUGACGUUCAUGAUUUUGUUCAACAAUCUCAUACCCAUCUCUCUCCAAGUGACCCUCGAAGUGGUGCGCUUCUUCCAAGCGAGCUUCAUCAACAUGGACGUGGAGAUGUAUCACGCCGAGACUGACACACCUGCCAUGGCUCGCACGAGCAAUCUCAAUGAGGAGCUCGGCAUGGUCAGCUACAUAUUCACCGACAAAACCGGUACCUUGACGCGCAACGUCAUGGAGUACAAGCGAUGCUCGAUCGCUGGAAAACUCUACGACUUACCCGCACCGACCUUGGCCAACGGUACGUCGGCAACCGGACCCGAGUACGAUUGCGAAUUAGUGCAAGAUAUACUGCAAGGACGAGCGAAGAAUACCUCCAACGUGCGUAAGAUUCAAAAUUCUGAGAUACUGAACGAGUUUAUGGUGAUGCUGUCUGUGUGCCAUACCGUCAUACCGGAGAAGCUCGAGGACGGAAAUAUAAUCUACCACGCGGCGUCACCGGACGAACGAGCCCUCGUCGAUGGUGCCAAGAAAUUCGGCUACGUAUUUGAUACAAGAACGCCGAACUUUGUGGAAAUCGAGGCUCUGGGUGAGCGCGAGCGCUACGAGGUCCUCAACGUCAUCGAGUUCACAUCGCUGCGUAAACGCAUGUCCAUCGUGGUGCGCACGCCCAGCGGCAAGAUCAAGAUAUUCUGCAAAGGAGCCGAUUCUGUGAUAUACGAGCGUUUGGCGAGUCGUCCCGACAACGAGGACAUCACCUCGGUCACGUCGAUCAGCGACGAUUUCCGCGAGGUAACCCUGCAGCAUCUCGAGUCGUUCGCCAGCGAGGGACUUCGUACAUUAUGCUUCGCCUCGGCCGACGUGCCCGAGAGCAAAUACGAGUGGUGGAAGGAGAUCUAUCAAAAGGCGGCAACCAACUUGACCGACAAGGAGAAGCAUUUGGAAGAGGCUGCCAAUCUCAUAGAGACGCAAUUGACGCUGCUGGGUGCUACGGCGAUCGAGGAUCAAUUGCAGGACCAAGUGCCCGAGACGAUCGAAGCGCUCAUACAGGCUGACAUUAAUGUUUGGGUACUGACUGGGGACAAGCAGGAAACCGCCAUAAAUAUAGGCUACUCUUGCAGACUGAUAACUCAAACUAUGCCUCUGAUCGUUGUUAACGAAGGCUCGUUAGAUAAAACUCGAGAAGUAAUUAUGCAGCACUGUGUGGAUUUCGGACAAGAUUUACGCAGUCAAAACGAUGUUGGGCUCGUGAUCGACGGCAACAGCCUUAAAUACGCUCUUAGCUGCGAUCUGCGCCGCGACUUUCUCGAUCUCUGUAUGUCUUGCAAAGCCGUCAUCUGUUGUCGAGUUUCUCCCAUGCAGAAAGCCGAGGUCGUCGAUCUCGUGACGAGCAACAGCAACGCCGUCACGCUGGCAAUCGGCGACGGCGCCAACGAUGUGGCCAUGAUACAGAAAGCCCACAUCGGCGUCGGUAUAUCGGGCGUCGAGGGACUACAAGCCGCCUGCGCCUCGGACUACUCGAUCGCCCAAUUUCGAUUUCUUAAAAGACUACUGUUCGUUCACGGCAGCUGGAAUUACAGUCGUAUGUGUAAGCUGAUUUUGUAUUCGUUUUAUAAGAAUAUCUGCCUGUACGUGAUCGAGCUGUGGUUCGCCAUGUACUCCGGCUGGUCUGGACAAAUUUUGUUUGAGCGUUGGUCCAUUGGUUUGUACAAUGUGUUAUUUACGGCAGCGCCACCCUUGGCCAUUGGUCUGUUCGACAAAGUCUGCUCAGCCGAUACGCAUUUAGCACAUCCUAGUUUAUACGCUUCAAAAAAUGCCGUCGAAUCGUCAUUUAAUAUAAAAGUUUUCUGGGUUUGGAUAUUUAACGCGUUACUCCAUUCGGCCUUGCUUUAUUGGUUGUCUUUGUUCGCGCUCGAACAGGAUGUAAUCUGGAGCAACGGACGAGACGGUGGUUAUCUUGUUUUAGGAAAUAUUGUUUAUACUUACGUAGUCGUAACAGUGUGCGGAAAAGCUGGACUUAUAACAAAUUCCUGGACAUGGGUUACGCACUUGGCCAUUUGGGGUUCGAUAACAUUAUGGUUCCUGUUUAUUCUUAUCUAUAGCAACUUCUGGCCUGUUUUGAACGUCGGUGCAGUGAUGCUUGGAAAUGAUCGUAUGUUAUUCUCAUCGCCAGUGUUCUGGUUAGGUCUAGUACUAAUUCCAGCAGCUGUUCUUUUAAUCGACGUUACAUUCAAAGCGAUAAAAAAUACGAUAUGGAAAUCGCUGACUGAGGCAGCGCGCGAGCAAGAAAUUCGUAAAUCGGAUCCAGGAGAUAUAUUCCAUACCCAAGACUACAGGAGCUCAAAUUAUUCGUUAAGACGGAGAUUACCAUCAAGACUACGUUUCUGGUUCAAUCGGUCAAGAUCGCGUCUACGAAUAAUAUCGGCGCCUCAAUUACGGCACACUCUUUAUUACAUACCGGAGCACCUGCACGAUAGGUGACGUUUACUUUUGUUGCACACCAAAACUUAGGUGAUUUUUUUCUCAUUUUUAAAUUAUUAAAUUUUAUAUAACGAAUUGAAAAGGAAAUAAGUUGAAAAAAAUCUCACAGACGAUAAGUAUACGCUCGGUACAUUGGAGUUCAUAACUGCGAAUCGACGUCUUCCAAUUUGUUAUGCACUUCGACGAGUUUUAAAUGCGAUUCGAUGUAUCAUUUUGCUAUGCACACGAAGUCGAGAAAAUGAGAAAGAGUGCGAGGAUAGAAACUAAUUAAUUAUAAGGCAGAUGACGCCAUUGCAGCCAUCGAUUGCUACGGAUUUCCAUUUCUUGAAGUAUUAUGUUUUACAUUUCAUCUGUCCUAGUUUGUAAAUUUUGUUUUUUUCAUUUUAUUUACUCUUUUUUUCUAUUUACUAAUUCUUAUAUGAUCAAUAUUUUUUGAAAUGAAAAUAUCUGCUAGAUUUUAUACUUAGUAGGUAUAAGUGUUUAUCAUUUUAGUAGAAACGGUCUUUUAUUUUCAAAUAGUGAUUAUUAUUUUUGUUUUUUACUACUUGUUCGUAUCUGUUGACUACUUUUCAAUGCCAGUUUCAGCAUGGAACUAAAAAUAAAUAACUAUAUUUUUCCGCGCCUAUUUACAUCUUAUUGUAUUCUCGUGCUAAUGAAUAUGAAAAUUUUUUGCAUUUGAGAAUGAUCCAAUUAAUAAUUUAGGUUAGCGCAUUGAUUUACAAAGAUCGUAAAAUGCAAAAAACUCUCAUUACGUACAUACUUCCACAUUUUCAUUGUGUACAUCCCCGAUCACUAUGUUUAUUUUUUACUCAAAACUUGAGUCUUUAGGAAAUUUAUUACAUCCCAUAAUUGUCAUAUACGAAUUACUUGUUAUACUUUCUCUUUUCUAUAGACAAAAAUUAAAUAGCCUUUUUUAAAUUGAAACUAUCUCUUUUUACUUCUUUAUGUUUACUGUUAAUUUUUUCUCGUUCAGAUCCGUGCAUGCCAUCGCCGAUAUCGCGAGGUGUAAGUACCUUCCCCUUAUUCUGGACAUAUAUUAUAACAUAUCUGUCUUGUUUUUUUACACA
Molecule: messenger RNA, 6108 nt
Organism: Trichogramma pretiosum
Lineage: Eukaryota; Metazoa; Arthropoda; Insecta; Hymenoptera; Trichogrammatidae
Gene: ATP8A
Product: probable phospholipid-transporting ATPase IA
Exons: 14
Coding region: 1109-5041 (1310 amino acids)
Biological process (GO): phospholipid translocation
Cellular component (GO): plasma membrane
Molecular function (GO): ATP hydrolysis activity; ATP binding; ATPase-coupled intramembrane lipid carrier activity
Source: RefSeq, a predicted model, not a curated record